Drosophila albomicans is the source of this 1528-nucleotide messenger RNA. RefSeq names its product 26S proteasome regulatory subunit 4 (gene Rpt2). Gene Ontology annotation, molecular function: proteasome-activating activity; ATP binding; ATP hydrolysis activity. The record is from RefSeq and is a predicted model, not a curated record. Gene Ontology annotation, biological process: proteasome-mediated ubiquitin-dependent protein catabolic process. Gene Ontology annotation, cellular component: proteasome regulatory particle, base subcomplex. The transcript has 2 exons. Lineage: Eukaryota; Metazoa; Arthropoda; Insecta; Diptera; Drosophilidae. The coding region runs from base 119 to 1438 and encodes 439 amino acids.
UGUACACACUGACAACACAGCCGCAGCCAACUUCACGUUGGUUAUGACUAGUAGAAAUCUGUUUGUGUUGCCGACAAAAUAAAAUUCGUUUAGUCUGAAAAUAUAAAAGAAACGCAAAAUGGGCCAAAACCAAUCGGCACAGGGAGGAGCAGGUGACAAGAAAGAUGACAAAGACAAAAAGAAGAAAUACGAGCCACCAAUUCCAACUCGCGUUGGCAAAAAGAAGCGUCGCGCCAAGGGUCCUGAUGCGGCCAUGAAGCUGCCCCAGGUGACGCCUCACACGCGCUGUCGUCUAAAACUGCUAAAACUGGAGCGCAUUAAGGAUUACCUGAUGAUGGAGGACGAGUUCAUACGCAAUCAGGAGCGCCUUAAGCCACAAGAUGAGAAGAAUGAGGAGGAGCGGUCCAAGGUUGAUGAUCUGCGCGGCACACCAAUGUCGGUGGGUAAUCUGGAGGAGAUUAUCGAUGAUAAUCAUGCCAUCGUGUCCACUUCAGUGGGUUCGGAGCAUUAUGUUAGCAUUUUGUCCUUUGUCGAUAAGGACCAACUAGAGCCUGGUUGCUCUGUGCUGCUCAAUCACAAGGUCCACGCUGUUGUCGGUGUGCUGAGCGACGACACAGAUCCCAUGGUCACAGUGAUGAAACUAGAGAAGGCGCCACAAGAAACCUAUGCCGAUAUUGGUGGUUUGGAUACGCAAAUUCAGGAAAUCAAAGAAUCUGUUGAGCUGCCUUUGACGCAUCCCGAAUACUAUGAAGAAAUGGGCAUUAAACCACCCAAGGGUGUCAUUCUCUAUGGUCCACCAGGCACUGGAAAAACGCUGCUGGCAAAGGCGGUAGCUAAUCAGACUUCGGCCACUUUCUUGCGUGUUGUGGGCUCCGAGCUGAUACAAAAGUACUUGGGCGAUGGCCCAAAGUUGGUGCGUGAGCUCUUCCGUGUGGCCGAGGAGCAUGCGCCCUCCAUUGUGUUCAUCGAUGAAAUCGAUGCUGUGGGCACGAAGCGUUACGACUCCAAUUCUGGUGGCGAGCGUGAAAUUCAACGUACUAUGUUGGAGCUACUCAAUCAAUUGGACGGUUUCGAUUCGCGGGGCGAUGUGAAAGUCAUCAUGGCAACUAAUCGUAUUGAGACACUCGAUCCGGCGCUUAUACGUCCGGGACGUAUUGAUCGUAAGAUAGAAUUUCCACUGCCUGAUGAGAAGACCAAACGUCGCAUUUUCACCAUACACACUUCCCGCAUGACGCUGGCCGAGGAUGUCAAUUUGAGUGAACUGAUUAUGGCUAAGGAUGAUCUGUCUGGUGCGGACAUUAAGGCGAUUUGUACAGAAGCUGGAUUGAUGGCAUUGCGCGAGCGUCGUAUGAAGGUGACCAAUGAGGACUUUAAGAAAUCCAAGGAGAGCGUUUUGUACCGCAAGAAGGAAGGCACACCCGAGGGAUUGUAUUUAUAAGCCAAUUUUUACAUAAUUUUCAGUUAAUCUACAAUAUAAUUCCUAAUCAACCACAACACGAAACAUUAAACCAGGUUAAUACUUAAAUUA